AUGGGCGAGGCGGAAAUGGGGGGGGAUCAGAAUCCCAAAGAUGAUGAGCAGCCAAAGGCCGAGCCGGGAGGCGAGUUGAUGCUGUUCGAUGAUGGCUCCAUGACAGCAGACAAGGCGCAGUCCAGCGCUAUGAGCUUGAUCAUCAACUACGCAGAUCCUGUCCUGGCUGCUGGCACCGCUGUCUUGGGUUUGGGCCUGGUGGUGCUCCCUUUCCUCAGCAAGCUGAACAAGCUAGCUGGCGAGGACAUCUUCCGGUACCGAGCUCAUGGCGAGAUGAACUCUAAGCAGCCAAUGCGGCUGUUCACAGAGGCUGAACUUCGCCAGAGAUUGGGGUCGUUGGACGUCGAUUCGGUGGCAACAGAGAUCACCAUGAGCACAAACGAGUUGGAUGAGCACAUGGAGUCCGCCAGCAUGGAGGAGACGGAUGACGAGGUCAGCAGAAUACAGAAGUGGCGGGACUCAGUCAAUGCCAACUUGAAGAGCUUACAGAAGCGUUCGGCCCUUGCCUUUCUGGGCCUGCCACCGGAUUCCAGCAUGAACGACAUCAACGCCAUGUACAAAAAGAUGGCUCUAGAACUUCAUCCGGAUAAAGGUGGCGAUCCGGAGAAGUUUCAGGAGCUACAGGAGAUGAAGGAGCGCCUCACUGACCUAGAGAAGGACGACGAGGAGGGGAAAGACGGAAAGAAGGACAACGAGGAGGAUCCUGAGGAUGAGGAAGCCAGGAAGCUGAAAGAGAAAGAAGAGGAGGAGGAGAAGAACCGACUGCCACCUAACGAAAGGAUCAAGAAGCUCCGCAUGGAUGUCCACGACAACACAGUCCGGCUCUGGGAACGAGCCAAAAAGUCCAGGGAUGAGAUUGUGGGAGACAAAAACUUGAAGUCCAACGCGCAGCCUGCGUUGAACAUCCUGCGCCUCUUUGUCGAGCGGUUCGUGGCAAGUGAAAUCAAAACGCUUCGCCAUGAUGAUACAAGAGGUGCUGAAGCGAAGUUGAGAAAGUUCUUGAAGCAGGGGGCAGAGAUUUUGUCAGUAGCUGCCCUAGCCGACGUGCAAGCCACGUUGUCGACACUGGCGAUGCACUUCAACUAUCGCCUCAUCGCUAGGAGCGGCUCGCCUGACAUCAAGAACAAGUGCGCUGCUUUGCUUGAGGCUGUGGGUGAAGUGCCUCAACUGGCGGAGCAGUUCUUGCAGCAGAUGGAAACUGAUCUGGCAGACCAGAAGGAUCGAGACCGGCGUCGCAAGGAGCGACUGGCUGCGGAGCAGCGCGAACGCGAGGCGCAUGGGGACUUCAGCGGAGACGCCGGCAAGAGCAGAGCCGAGGCCAAGCAAGAAGCUAAGCCGCCGAAGGACCAAAAAGGUGAGCAGAAGGCGGACCAGAAGAGCGAGACAAAUGGCGGGUACCCAGCCCCAAAGGCCCAGGAAACCCAGGCCAAGCAGGUCACGCCAGAUGUCCAGAAGCCCGAUCCUUUUGCGGACUUUGACUUCAGCGAGCCCAGAAAGUCAUCAGAAGCUCCAAGAGCAGCACCCAAAUCAGAAGCCGUCGUAGCCAAGAAGGAGGAUGAUCGUGGUGCAAUUCAAGCAGCAGUGAAGCAGAAAAGGACGUGCUGGGAUGCAGCGUUUGAUCAUCCCUAUGCCGGAGCACUGAAGUCCAACGGGACGGGCAUCUACUGCAGGUACAACACGGAAGUGUUCCUGACACAUGUGGAACGAGUCCAUCCAAAGCCUCCGCCUGGCUGGUCGACUUAG
Molecule: messenger RNA, 1743 nt
Organism: Symbiodinium natans
Lineage: Eukaryota; Dinophyceae; Suessiales; Symbiodiniaceae
Source: the annotation of a GenBank genome assembly